This is a messenger RNA of Raphanus sativus (radish), 897 nucleotides long. RefSeq lists its product as uncharacterized. Bases 1 to 897 code for a protein of 298 amino acids. The record is from RefSeq and is a predicted model, not a curated record. Lineage: Eukaryota; Viridiplantae; Streptophyta; Magnoliopsida; Brassicales; Brassicaceae. Gene Ontology annotation, molecular function: nucleic acid binding; RNA-DNA hybrid ribonuclease activity. The transcript has a single exon.
AUGCAAAUGUUCUUAUGGUCCGCCCUCCAAGAUGCCUUGCCCACAGGAGAUAAUCUAAAAAGACGCAAGAUAAAGCUUGAUGCUCAAUGCCCCCGAUGUGGUCAACAGGAAACAACUUUGCAUAUCUUCUUCACUUGCUCCUUUGCUAUGAAAGUUUGGAAACAAACACCCCUGUACCCUGCAGUUCACACAGCUGCACUUCAGAGCUUUAAAGAGGGAGUUAUAAUAUUCAGGAAAUUAAAUUGCCUUCCACCUUCAGGUAUCUCAAUUAAUAUAUUACCGUGGAUCUGUUGGGCAAUUUGGACCUCCCGGAAUCAACUCCUAUUUGAAGAUCGAGGUUUAGCUCCUGAGGAAGUAGCCAUCAAAGGUCUCAAUUUGGCACGUGAAUGGACUUCAAUCCAAUCUAACCGCAAAGCGAUCACACCGCCGAUUCAACGAUCAACCUUCAAACAACAAAUCACUACACCUCAUCCCGAAACCGUCUAUUGUAAGACGGAUGCUUCGUGGGACGCAACAUCAAACUUCGCGGGCUUGGCAUGGAUCUUCUCGGGUCCUCACCCAUCGAUGCCCAUGCAAGGCUCCAUCUAUCGCGGUUUCGUCAGUUCACCACUCAUGGCAGAAGCACUAGCGGUUCGAUCCAGCAUCCAAUUGGCAGCAACGCUUCAGAUUCCACAUCUUAGGGUUUGCUCCGAUUCCCAAACGCUCAUCAAAGCUAUCAUCAACAGAGCUAUGGUUAAGGAGAUCAUCGGUGUUGUGGCAGACAUCUUUAAUCUCUCAUCUCUGUUCUCUUCUAUCUCUUUUAUUUUCAUCCCGCGAGGCGAGAAUUGUGAUGCCGAUGCUUUGGCAAAACUCACUCUUCGUCUACGCUCUUCUGUAACAAACCCCUUUAUGGGCUGA